Molecule: messenger RNA, 3200 nt
Organism: Leptidea sinapis
Lineage: Eukaryota; Metazoa; Arthropoda; Insecta; Lepidoptera; Pieridae
Product: DNA excision repair protein ERCC-6-like
Exons: 1
Coding region: 146-2947 (933 amino acids)
Biological process (GO): transcription-coupled nucleotide-excision repair
Cellular component (GO): nucleus
Molecular function (GO): ATP binding; ATP-dependent chromatin remodeler activity
Source: RefSeq, a predicted model, not a curated record
AGUACGAUUGUGAACAAUUUCUUGAGUCUUGUAAUUUGUAUUUUAUUUUCAAUUUAUUCGAAGUAUAAUGCAUGCUUGGAUUAAUAUUCAUUAAAGUAGUAUUACAUAUAAAUUUCUUUCAAAGCUGAGUUUAGUUGUCACAACAAUGGUAGAUGUAGUAAUAAAUAAGUAUUUGGAGACCCAAUUAGCUUUAGCAAAGCAAAAAGAUCUGAAAAGUUCAAAGCAAAACAAAGUUUCAGAUAAAAGUAAGAAAGCUGCUUUGCGAAUAUCAAACAGACAACAUAAGUUUCCGAAGUCAAAUAAAGAUGAAAUUACACCAAGAGUAGUUGCGGACAUUAAUAGUGAAGAUGACGAUGAAUACUUGCCUACAUCUGAUGAUGAAGAUAGCACUGAAAUACAUUUACCUAAUCUACAAACGUCUUCACGGCAACGUCAAACUAUAAAGAAGAUCACAGAUGAUGGAGACUCAAAUCUUUACAAAAUAAGGCUAACUAAUUGGAAAAGCAGUAUAAAUAAUAUUAAAUCAGGACUUUCAGAGAUAUCCUACAUGUCUGCUGACAUACAGUAUCUCCUAGAUGGUAAUAAAAACGUAGAUGAGAAGCAUGAACUUCAAAAUGGUUUAAAUAUACCAGUCUAUAUUUGGAAACAGUUAUAUAAAUACCAGCGGACAGGUGUGAAAUGGUUGUGGGAGUUACAUCAGAUCCAGUCGGGGGGUUUAUUAGGAGAUGAAAUGGGCUUAGGUAAAACAGUACAAAUUAUAGCAUUCCUUGCUGGCUUGGCCAAUACAGACUGUGGAGGAACUUGGGGAGGACUUGGUCCAUCAAUUAUAGUUGCUCCGGCAACAGUUGUAUUUCAAUGGGUCUCACAUUUUCAUUACUGGUAUCCCUCAUUGCGAGUAGCUGCACUUCAUCAGGCUGGUUCAUUCUGUGGAAAUCACCAUAAACUUAUAAGAGAACUCCAUGAUUCACAUGGUAUAUUGUUGGUCACAUAUGCAGGAAUAGUGAAAUAUGCUAAAGAUCUUCAAGCUAGGCAUUGGAACUAUAUUAUAUUAGAUGAGGGACAUAAAAUCCGCAAUCCAGAUACACAAGUUAGUAAACAUGUCAAAAAGUUCCAAACACCACAUAAAUUAUUAAUAACUGGGUCACCAAUGCAAAAUAGUUUACAAGAAUUAUGGUCAUUAUUUGAUUUCAUGAGACCAGGUUUGUUAGGUACAAAUAAUGCAUUUACUGAACACUUUGCCAUUCCAAUUACACAAGGGGGUUAUGCCAAUUCAACACAAAUGCAGGAAGCAACUGCAUUAGAAAUUGCAAAAGCCCUUAAAAAUCUUAUCACUCCUUAUAUGUUAAGAAGAACAAAAGAAGAAGUUCAGCAGUACAUUCACUUGCCUGAAAAGAAUGAACAGGUUUUGUUUUGUGCCCUUACACAAGAACAGAGAGAUUUGUAUAUGGGUUAUUUAUUAAGUGGUACUGUCAGAAGCAUACUAGAUAGAGAUAGUAAAGUUGGGGAUCCAUUAAGAGCAAGAAUUUUGGUUGCACUAUCAACAUUAAGAAAAAUUUGCAACCAUCCAGAUAUUUAUCUUCAUGAAGCUCAUGAAGACACAGAAGAGAUAGAUGAAAAGUCAUUUGGUCAUUGGAAACGAUCAGGUAAAAUGAAUGUUGUUCAUUCACUGCUUAAGAUAUGGCAAAAACAGGGACAUAGGAUGUUAAUGUUUUCACAAUCAAGGGCUAUGCUUUGUAUUAUAGAACAGUAUUUACAGAAUCAUGACUAUAAGUAUUUAAAAAUGGAUGGCACUGUUAGUGUAGGGCAGAGGCAAAGUCUUAUAAAGGCAUUUAAUGACAAUACAGAAUAUUUAGUAUUCUUAUCAACAACUAGGGUUGGUGGUCUUGGUGUGAAUUUGACUGGGGCUGAUAGAGUUAUAAUAUAUGAUCCUGACUGGAAUCCUGCCACUGAUAAUCAAGCUAAAGAAAGAGCUUGGAGGAUUGGGCAGGAAAAAAAUGUCACAGUUUAUAGACUUCUUUCUGCAGGAACAAUUGAAGAAAAAAUAUACCAGAGGCAAAUAUUUAAAAACUUUUUAAGUAACAAAAUUUUAGUUGAUCCAAACCAAAGAAAUGUGCUCACAACAAGUACCUUACAAGGCCUGUUCACACUGGAAGAGCUUAACUGCGAGGGUGAUACUGAAACUGCAUCACUCUUCAAACACACAAAGAUUACUGUUAAAAAGAAAUCAAAAGAAAAAGAUAAGAGUAAUUUAGCAUCCACAAAAAAGAAAAUAGAUGCUAUGAAAAAGUUGGCAAAACAAAUAAGUAAUAAAAUAACUACACUAAGCAAUAAUAAAGACCCUCGAGAAUUAUAUAAAAAGAAAAGGGAUGCUUUACUCAAUCCACCCAUAGAAGAAGAGCGUCAUAACAAAAAUACAUUGAAUGAUAAAAUUGUUGAAGAACCUUUUGAGAAUGUUCUCUCUGAAUUGGAUAUUAUAAACCAACAUGUCAAAAAAGAUUAUGAAGAGAAAUUAUUAAAAGAUAUAAUGAGCACUGAAUCAAAUGUAGAAACAACAGACACUAUUAAUGUAGCUGAUACUCAAAAUAAAAACGAACUUGAUAGGAAUAGCUGUGAAGCAAUAGAAACAAAAUUAUCUAUGAAUAAAUCCACAUCAAUAAGCAUCAAUAAAUCUAGAAAAAGAAAACUUGAAAUUACAUCUGAUCAUUGUAUAGAGAAUUUAGUAUCUGUUAAAAAAGUAAAACACAAAAAGGAAGAGAAAUGUGAGAAAAGUUUAAAUGAUGACAAUUAUGUGCUUACUAAAUUAUUUGCAAAAGCGGGGGUUAAAAAUGCUUUACAGCAUGAUGUUGUGGUCGGAUUAGCUGAGAAAGAAAAAAGGCUUAGAAUGCAAGAAGAAGCAAUGCUAAAAGCCAAAAAGGCUGUAAGAGCUAUAAAGUUUUCCUCAAAAUAAAAAUAAAAUGGCCUCUGAGAUCAAUAGUACAGUUUUUAAAAGAUAUGUUUGAUCAGGCUGCAAAGACCCUUGGUAAUGCAAAAAACAUUUUGCAGGCCAGUGUUGGACUAUGAAAUUUGUUGAAUUUUAGAGUACUGCCUAAGACACCUUAUAGUCUGGUAUACUUGAAAAAGAGUACCUUGUAAUACCUACAAAACAUACUACAUACAUUAUAUGUAUGUCAAAUUAAGUAAAUUAAACAACACAAUCGAGA